Messenger RNA from Acipenser ruthenus (sterlet), 6254 nucleotides. Its product is annotated as formin-1-like. The record is from RefSeq and is a predicted model, not a curated record. Lineage: Eukaryota; Metazoa; Chordata; Actinopteri; Acipenseriformes; Acipenseridae. Gene Ontology annotation, molecular function: microtubule binding. Gene Ontology annotation, cellular component: actin filament; nucleus; cytoplasm. Gene Ontology annotation, biological process: actin nucleation.
CAGAGAGACAGCUGGCUGGAAUCUUAAGGGUCUUUGGAAUAUGUAUGGAAAAUGUGAAGAUGCAACGCGAAUACGCAAUUGAUCCCCCAGAAGAUGAAAACCAAAAGCUUUUUAGGCCGUUCUCCAAAUCAUGUGCUGUGCCUUACAGACUAUUAGAAGACUGACCGCUUAAUUUAAGUGCACGAAUAGUUAGAUGAGGCUCAUAAUGGAAGGCAGGCAUACAGGGCACCAACUGCAUAAACCCAUCAAAGAGCUGAGCCACAUCAGCUUGUAUUUUCCAAGGGGAAGAGUCAGGAGAUUUACGUACAAGGGCAGUGCUUCUUCACAGGACCAGCCCAUUAACUGCUUUGCUAAGUAUGACCAGGCAAAGGAGGAGCCGGAGGGAGCAAAACAGAAGGCCCAGUCUUGUGAGAGCACUGCGAAGCAUCUGAACUUAACAACAACAAAGGGUGCUGUUACAGAGUCUCACAAGCUGACUGCAGAGCAGGAGAGGGUCCUGACGGAUCUGUUUGCUAUAUGCGCCUACUGCAGGACCAGAUUUCAAAUGGGAAACCAGGAUGGGAAACUCCAGGGCUACCCGGAGAGUGGGAACCUGCGGACAGGCGACGAAGACGGGCGCUUUAGCAGCAGCAGUGAUGUACAGCACUUCCAGUCACUUUCCAUAUCGACUGAGCGGAAGAAAACUGCCUCCAAAAGCAGAAAGAUGAAGAAACUUGGCACUAGGAAGAGGGAUAGCGCAGAAGGGAUUCUGCAGAGUAAAAUCAAAAGGAAAGUGUACAGUGACACAGAGUCUUCCUCCGUCUGUGUUUCUAAAGGAAAAGACAGGAACAUUUACAGCAAACUUCCUGCAAGUCCCAAAGACCCUGGAGUAGUGACCUGCACCAGCAUGGAAAGCAGUGCCACGUCAGCUUCUGAGGAAAAGGAUAAGAUAGAAAAGGAAGACUGGGAAUUUUUAGAGCACUCCAAAAACUUUGAGUCAGACACAGACCUGUGCAGUGAAUUAUCUGAGUAUGAUAACGAGUUGCUCACAGGGUAUGGGGUUUCGUACGGCAGCAGCUUCCUGGAUGAGCAAGACAACAUUAAACUGGAGCGGAGUAUGUGUGGAUAUUACAUGGACAGCAUGUCGGAGCACAGUUCACCUGGCAAGGCUGUUAAGAAGUCUGCAGAUCAGCCUUACCGUUACCAACAUGGAGUUCACAAAAGAGAAACUGGGAUUAAAGUUGUUGCUAAACUGCAGGAGGUGGAAGCUGUUGUGCAGAAAGUGCACCGAGGAGAGUCGGUGGAAAGCAAAGAGUGUGCAGAAGCAGCAAAUGAUAGCGUCACUUCAGGGUUCACUGUAGUGCAAAGUAGACUUCUCACUAAAGAAGAUGUACUCGCAGGACCUGUGGCUGAUUCAGAAUCCAGUUUAAGUUUGACUCAGGACUGCAAUAAAAAGGAUCGCUCUGGCUCGGGGCAGCACAGGGAAGCAGCUUUCUCUGACAAUGAGUCAUGCAAUCUCGGCGAAGUGGUCAAUAGAAAUCUUUUUAAAGUUAUACAAAGUGACAGUUUCGAUGAAACCGCCGAAUUGAAAUGCCUGAGAAUAAGCAGAACCGCCUCAAGGGUUUUAGAGGGAACGCGGGACAGCAAAAGUGCAUUAAGCCUAGACAAAAAUAACCCAGAAUUUCUGAGGCUACCCCUGCAGUACAGUGCUGAGGGAAACAGCAGUUUUAAAUUAGAGGGCAAGAGCCCCACUUCACCUUCAUUAGCUGCUGUAUGUAACGUGUUUAACAGCUCCUUCCCCUCGUCCAAUAGUUACCAGCGCAUGUCACCUGCCCCGUCCCCGUUGUCCUCCAGACUUCCCAGCCCGCAGCUUAAACACAGGAUCCUGCCUCUACCCCGGCAGUGCACAGAGAAGGAGGAGGCUCUACCUGCUGCAGGCUUUUCAAUAGACAUUGUGCAGGAGCCCCCUACACAGAGACCCACUUCAGAGGUUCUGGAUCAGAAUGGGAACAAAAGCACCGUGACACACCUGGACUUGAGUCAGAAUAGAGAGAGGCAGGGUAACCGUGGGAAACGCAAUGGAGCAAGUGUUCCAGCCCCAGAGGAUCCCGGUUUGAAGCAAGACCAGGUCUGGCUGUCGGACAGUGAAGAUGUCCUGUUCAGUAACCAUGAGACGGUAUUGCUGCGGGGCUCAAGGCCAGAGCACUUAGACUUCCUCCGGAUCACGCCGGUGGAAGAUGGCAGCUACGUGGACACACAGUACUAUAGUCACCAGGAGCUGGAUUCAGAGCUGGCCUCUCCCACUGAUAGUGAUGACAGAACGCCCAAGCGGCUGGUGGCAGUGUGGCCUCCACCCAAACCCAAAGAAGAAGAAGAGAAAGUGGGCCUGAAGUACACGGAAGCUGAACAUCAAGCUGCCAUUCUUCACCUAAAGAGAGAAAGUAAAGAAGAAGUCGAAAACUUACAAAAAAACUUUGAACUGCAGAUCUUUGAAAUACGAGGGGAGCAUGCUGUAGCGAUUGCGAAACUCGAAGAUAAAAUUGAAGGACUCAAAAAGGAUUUGGAAAACAAUGUCUGUAAUAAAGCCAGGGGAGAACUCAAAGAGGUCUCUGUUUCCACGGAAGACGACGUGCCGCCAAAAUCCUUCCGCACCGUGUGCAUCCAGACAGACAGGGAGACCUUCCUCAAGACCCCUGAGGAAGAGACCAGGACUAUCCAAAGCAAUCAAACCGUGCCUAAAAAGCUGGACCUCGAGUCUAUAAACAAGAGUCUUGCGGGCAAGACAGAACCUGGUGGUUCAGGACCAGUGCCACCCCCUCCUCCCCCCCCUCCACUCCCAGGUGCUGGGCCCCCUCCACCUCCACCUCCCCCCCCCCCUCCACUCCCAGGUGCUGGGCCCCCUCCUCCUCCUCCACUGCCUGGUUGCAGGCCUCCUCCGCCCCCUCCUCUCCCAGGCUCCGGCCCUCCCCCCCCUCCUCCUUUACCAGGUGCCGGGCCCCCUCCCCCACCUCCACCCCCUAUGCCCGGCUGUGGACCCCCGCCACCACCCCCUCCCCCAGGAGGCUUUGCUUUCAGCCAGAUGCUUGACAAAAGGCCCCGGAAACCUGCGAUAGAGCCAGCAUGCCCCAUGAAGCCGCUGUAUUGGACUCGAGUUCAGCUCAAAGAGAACAGUGAUAGCACUUUGUGGGGGUCACUGGAGGAGCCAAGUAUCCAAGAUCCCAAAGAGUUCGAGGAGCUGUUUUCCAAAGCUGCUGUCCAGCAGACAAAGAAGCCGCUGUCAGACUCUUACGAGAAGAAGGCAAAGGCCAAAAAGAUUGUUAAGCUGUUGGAUGGGAAGCGUUCUCAAACUGUUGGGAUCCUGAUAUCUAGUCUGCACCUGGACAUGAAGGAUAUUCAGCAAGCUGUUCUGACUGUGGACAACUCAGUUGUGGACUUGGAAACCAUUGAAGCGUUGUAUGAAAACAGAGCACAAAGCGAUGAGCUGGAUAAGAUAAAGAAGCAUUACGAAACUUUGAAAGAGGACGAAGUGAAGCUGCUUGACAAACCAGAACAGUUCUUGUACGAGUUAUCUCAGAUUCCUGAUUUCUCUGGACGAGCCCGUUGUAUUAUAUUCCAGCCUGCAUUCACCGAGGGAAUCGCUUUAGUCCAUCGCAAAGUAGAGAUUGUGGAUCGUGUUUGCAAGGGCUUGUUGGAGCCCCGCAGUGUCAAGGACUUGCUAGGAUUGAUCCUGGCUUUUGGAAACUACAUGAACGGGGGGAAUCGUACAAGAGGGCAGGCGGAUGGCUUUGGGUUGGAAAUUUUACCAAAGUUGAAAGACGUGAAGAGCAGGGACAAUAAAACCAGUUUGGUGGAUUACGUAGUGUCAUAUUAUCUACGAUACAUUGACAAGGAUGCAGGAACGGAGAAGACUGUCUUCCCCCUCCCAGAGCCACAGGACCUGUUUCUGGCCGCGCAGGUCAAGUUUGAGGACGUGACGAAGGACCUGAGGAAGCUGAAGAAGGAGCUGGACGCUUGUGAAAAAGAAAUUACAGUGGUGUGCAAAAACUCAUCAGAGGAGCAUCUCCAGCCUUUUAAGGAGAAAAUGGAAACCUUUGUUCAAAAUGCACACCAAGAACAUUGUGCCGAAGAGGAUCAUUUGAAAACUGCUCUAGGAAGCUUUGAAGACACAGUGAGAUAUUUUGGUGUGAAGCCAAAGUCGGGGGACAAGGAGAUCACUCCAAACGUUGUCUUUAUGCUGUGGUUUGAGUUCUGUAAUGACUUCAAGAACGUUUGGAAGCGAGAGAACAAAAAUAUUUCCAAAGAAAGACUCAAGGAGGCCCAGCUGUCUGUCCAGAAAAUGACAGCAGAAAAGAAGGUUGAAACCAAGAGGAUAAGCCCCAACAGUCUGAAAGAACGGCUACGUCAGAAGGAAGCAACUGUGAGCACCAGCUAAAACAAGGAGAGUGGAACUGUGACUCGACAACGUUACACUUCGCUCUCAAACUACCAACGCUCAAGCGACUCCCGCUGCUAGCUGUACGCCACUCCUCCUGUCCAGUUGACGUGAGAACUCACGUGAUGAGAUCACUGGGCAACUAAAAUAUCCUUUGUUUACAGUUUGCAGGGGAGAAAGUCCCUCAUAAAGUCAUUCCUUCAGAAGCUUAGAGCAGGCAGUGAUGUUUCUUUAUCGUGCGUGAAAGCAUAAAUGCUUAGGAAGACCUGGGGCUAUGAGGUCAACAGGCUGCUCUUAUAUCAAUGUAAUAAGGCCCUGCUAUAAAUAACCUCUAUAAGUGGGGCGCUGCACUCAAACAUACAUGAGAGUUCCGAGGUUAUUUUCUGGUUUAAAAUGUUCACUGCUGAGCUGGUCUUAUUUGGAAUUUUAAGCAAUACAAAUGCAUCAUAUCUUGAGGUCUUAAUACUUGUUAGAUACUUCUGAGAAGUUAAGGUGUGUUUAAUGAAGAGUUCAAAGAAAAAUAUGGAGUCUUAGUGAAACUUUGAUAUGUUUAUCUUAGGAGCUCAGAUGUUGCCCGGGUUUAUUGAAAGAGUCUGAUAUAAAGUUGUGAUUGGUCUCUACCCUUUACCGUCUAUAUGUGCAGCAUGGUUUUCAUAAUGACAGAAUAAGCGGGUUUGCAGUCUGAUUUAGGAGGUGCGAUUACUGGUUGUGUAUUUAUAAAAGGGCCAGUCGACACAUGCUUGUUUAUAAAAUUUGGUAGCAUGUUUCCUACCAACAUUACUUAAGAUAUAUAAAUACAUUUAAAUAAAACACAUCUCCCAAAUCAAGCCGUUAGUGCAUCUACAUGUCAUCUCUUGUCUUGUUUGCAAGUGGCUUAAAUUGUAGGAAGAGAAGUGAGAUAUUCUUUUAUUCUAGUAUUUUACAGUAAUUCCCAGUCAGAGCAAGAACCUGCUAGCUCUUAAACUUGACAUCAAAAAAAUGAAGUACUUUCCCUAAUAACUUGAAAUAAUAUCGGCUAAAAAUUAUUAGCAAGAUCAAUGAAUUUGAAUUCUCGCCAACUUAUAUAAAAACAACAAUUUACAUUUAAAAACAUGUGGUCUCUUUAAAACACUUAUAUUUUUGUUAUUUCCUCAAAAAGAAUAUUGUAUAAUUAAAUCUCUCUACUGUAGUAGGGAUGUGUACAUAAAAAAAAUAUAUCUAUAUUUUCCUCCUAAAUAUCUAUAGCUCAACCAUAACACAAGUUUUUUUGUACAUACUGUAAGGCUUUCCCAGGUAUGAGUAAGACCUUGUGGUUAAAUAUCACAUACCCUAAUGAUGCAGAAACAGAAGAUUGUAUUUUUCAGGAGAUUGUCAGUAAAGCAAAAGGACUAUUGUUUUCCAGUUAUAAAUAUGUUUUUUUUUUUGUUUUUUUUUUACUGUUUCUGUGUUUUAACAAUAUUUGCAAAGACCAAACCAACCCGUAUAUCAUGGUAUAUUUCUAGGUUGUGUUCAAACUAAAUAUUUUAAAUAUGUCUAAUUUGUAAAUGCAUAUCAACUGUCUGGUGUGAAAAGGUGCAUAUGAAGUUUUGAAGUUUUCCUUGCUGGGAUGAAAUUGUAUAUCAAAUUGGUCUUAAUUUUACUAAAUAAAAAGUUUGUUUUAACCUUUAACAUGGUUAUGCUAUUUACAAAAUAAUAAACUGAAAGUCAUCUUAAUGAUGGGACCCAAAUGAUUAUAAAAUAAAUACUGGAAAAUAUAUAUUGCUACUGUAUAUAAUAGUCUGUAUUAUACUUUACUUUCAGCUAAUUCCAUGUUUUUUUCUAUAGGGUUUAGAAUUCAGACAUUUAUUAAAGGUUAUGGUUUCUG